Molecule: messenger RNA, 1099 nt
Organism: Closterium sp. NIES-67
Lineage: Eukaryota; Viridiplantae; Streptophyta; Zygnematophyceae; Desmidiales; Closteriaceae
Source: the annotation of a GenBank genome assembly
UGGGAGAAGCGCUGCCUUGUGCUGCAAGCAAGGGGUAGUAUCCGGGGUGGGCUCGACUGUUCAAGGUCACCCUUGCACGGAGGCAGGGCAGCAAGCAAGCACCUGGGGUUGUGCGUCAACCACCUGGCGGCAGCUGAAGGCAUCUCUCCUCGUGCUGCAUCGCCUGCCUUCUCCUUGCAAUGUCGCUGCUGCUCGUUUCACUUCUCCCUCUCUCUUUGCACGUGCUUGCACUCCCUUCCCCUUGAAAUCAAUGCCAUUCUUUGGCCUGACUCACAUGCCACAGACCCCUCCACUUCAGGUGCAGGUAACCCUCUCAGGUGCAGGUACCCUUCCCCCCCUAGGUGCAGGUUACCACCCCCCCCCCCAGGUGCAGGUACACCCCUCAGGUUCCCUUGGGGUCUGUGGCUUGUGGCCGUGGCUCCACCAGUGGCCCUUCCCUUGUUCUUCCAGCCUUGGCAGUUUCCAGGCCGUGGCUUGUGCUUGCUGCCAUGACAUGCACACUGACCACUGCCGUGUGUGUGCAUUGCAGGUGGAGGGGAGGGGCGUGGGAUCAACACCGACAUUCCCUCAGGCCCCUCCCCUGUGGCCGUGCAGGGACGCACACGGGAAGUCUGGGAGGAGUACUGCUUUCUGCGGCAAGGGAGAGUAUCUGGGGUGGGCUCGGCUGUUCAAGGUAAGCCCCUUUCCUUCUGCUGCAAUGCCUGCUCGCUCACUUUCUGGUUGAAUUUUGUGAUUGGCGCUCCCUUCCCUGCACUCACUUCUCUCUUCUCCCUUCCUCCUCACCAACCCCUCCCCCUCCCUCCUGGCAGGUCACCUGGCAGCAAGUGAGAGCGGUGCAGCAGAGCCUGUAGCUGAGCGCGGUGCAGCAGCAGCAGCAACUGCGGCAGCAGCACUAGUGGAUCCUGAUGCAAGGGAGACCUUUCACAUUGACCGCCCAUCACCACUCCCCACCACCAGCACCGGCCCCAUCACAGCUUCUCACCUGGUGCCACAGCCCCUGCCCCUCUGGCAGUGAUGCUGAGCAGUGCUGGCUGGCAGGCUGUGCUCAUCCCUUUCACACACAGUGCCAUUCAUCCAUCUUAUGCACCCACACAGCCAC